AUGGGCCAGCAUGGCGCGGAGCCUGCAAAUAGCGUGUUGGUCAAGGGACUGUCAGUGGACGAGAUUCUCGACAGCUCUUGGAAACCCGCAAAGCGCUCUUUCCGUUGGGUUGGAAAUGGCGAAGAGGCGCUGCUCAUUGGCCACUCCAAGUCAAGCGCCGGCGAGUCUGAGUUCUCGGCACAGCGCGUUGUGGCAACUAGCGGCGGCGGACUGGAAAAGUUCCGGUUGGAGAAUUUUAUAUCCAGCCUGAAUGGCGCUAUAUCGUCUUCAUGUAUCUAUGAGGGCCAAGAAGUGACGCCUGAAGAUAUCUGGGUGGGUGACGAUGGACGGCAUGCGCUGAUCCUCUCAAACAAGACCCCAGAAUGGCGUCGUUCUUACCGCGCUCUCUACUGGCUGCUAGACCUCAACAGCACUUCGCCCACUCUAGAGGCCCUGGAUCGCGAUCAUCCGCUAGAAGAAGCUCAGCUUGCCAUUUUUUCCCCAACGGGGCAAAAUGUGGCUUUUGUUCGUGACGGCAACAUCUACCUUCGCCGGACGUACAACGCAACAACUGUGCCCGUUACUGCCGACACUGACCCUUCGGUGCACAAUGGCAUUCCUGGCUGGGGCUACGAAGAGGAGGCUCUCGAGAGCAACGUUGCGCUCUGGUGGUCCCCCGAUGGCAGGCACUUGGUGUUUCUGCGCACCGACGAGUCCAUGGUACAGAUAUACAUGAUGCAUCUCUACACGGCGGCGGAACAAAAUAGGCUAUAUACUCAGACUCGCCCGGUGCGGUAUCCGAAACCGGGUUCUCCCAACCCCGUUGUGAAUCUCCAGAUCUACGACGUAGAGCGCGGUCGUCUUCUCAACAUUGACUUGCCGGGUCAGCUCCCAGACGAUGAGCGCAUCAUCUUCAGCGUCGUCUGGCUCACUGAACAUCUGCUGCUCGUCAAGCAAACUGACCGCGAGAGCUCUGUUUUGAUGGUCUUCCUCAUUGACCUGCAGCGUGCGGGAAUGGCCACUGUGGAGGCCGAGUUGAUUCGCACCGAGUCUGACUUGAAGGAUUGCUGGGUCGAACCCAUCCGCAAGGCUCUCCAUUUUGUCCCAGCGGAUCCGGCACGCGGUAUCCCCGGCGACGGCUACAUUGACAUGGUUGUGCACGACGGCUAUAAUCACCUAGCUUACUUUACACCAUUACGGGCAUCAACGCCGUCCAAAAUUCUUACCUCAGGCCAGUGGGAAGUCGUCGAUGCCCCCACGAUGCUGGACGGAGACCAUGGCUGGGUGUAUUUUCUCGCGACGGUACCACAGCACCCGGAUCAGCGCCAUUUGUACCGUGCCAGUCUAGAUGGCCGUUCCGUGAUAGCGGUCACAGACGAUACGCAGCCUGCCUACUACGAUGUGUUAUUUGCCAGCGGCGGCCGAUAUGCCGUGCUAGAAUACAGGGGACCGGGCGUACCACGCACAUCCAUCAUUGUUUUGACGCAGAAUGCCCCAGAUAUUGUAGCUGACACGGAUCUAAAUACCGCACUCGUGGUCAAGGUUCAUGAGGCGGCAUCAAUGCUGCCCGAGCGCCGAUUUCAUUACAUGGAUCUAGGUAGUGGCAGUCUAGCGCCCAUCAUGGAACUGCUCCCACCCAACUUUGAUCCAGGGCGAAAAUAUCCGGUUAUUUUCAGCCCGUAUGGAGGGCCGGGGUCGCAAAGUGUAACGCAGCAAUUUGCCGUCAACUUCGAGACGCUACUCGCUUCACGUGGCUAUGUCGUUGUCAUUGUUGACGGGCGCGGCACAGGAUUUAACGGCCGCGACACCCGCUGCGUUGUGCACGGCCGUCUUGGUCACUUUGAGGCACUCGAUCAGAUCGCAGCCGGACGCCAUUGGAAGACUAAGGACUAUGUGGAUUCAAACCGUAUGGCAAUCUGGGGCUGGAGCUUUGGCGGAUUCCUGACUCUUAAGACACUGGACAUGGACGGCGGGCGCACCUUUGGCCUUGGCAUUGCGGUCGCGCCUGUGACUGAUUGGCGGCUCUAUGAUUCGCUCUUUACAGAGCGGCAUAUGCGCACUCCGAAUCACAAUGGGCCAGGGUACGAUGAAACAGUCAUUGCCAACAUGACAGCGCUUCGAGGCGUGCGACGUAUACUCCUCGCGCACGGCACCGCCGACGACAACGUUCACGUUCAGAAUACCCUGAUGCUGGUUGACAGACUAGUAGACGUCGGGGCAGUCAAUUAUGACAUGAUGUUGUUUCCGGAUGCUGACCACGCCAUUCGCUUCCACGGGGCGCGGAAAGUAUUGUACCAGCGAAUUCUAGACUGGCUAGAAAAGAAUAUGCUAUGGAAUUCAUGA
Molecule: messenger RNA, 2322 nt
Organism: Akanthomyces muscarius
Lineage: Eukaryota; Fungi; Ascomycota; Sordariomycetes; Hypocreales; Cordycipitaceae
Exons: 3
Coding region: 1-2322 (773 amino acids)
Biological process (GO): proteolysis
Molecular function (GO): serine-type endopeptidase activity; dipeptidyl-peptidase activity
Source: RefSeq, a predicted model, not a curated record